Pleuronectes platessa (European plaice) is the source of this 2685-nucleotide messenger RNA. It is a transcript of the gene arvcfa, whose product is annotated as ARVCF delta catenin family member a. The record is from RefSeq and is a predicted model, not a curated record. NCBI's taxonomy places the organism in Eukaryota, Metazoa, Chordata, Actinopteri, Pleuronectiformes, Pleuronectidae. The transcript has 16 exons. The coding region runs from base 1 to 2685 and encodes 894 amino acids. Gene Ontology annotation, molecular function: cadherin binding. Gene Ontology annotation, cellular component: adherens junction; plasma membrane; cytoplasm. Gene Ontology annotation, biological process: cell-cell adhesion; cell-cell junction assembly.
AUGCCUGCUGAAGUGAAAGAGAGUUCAGAGGGUCACCCUCCACCUCUAUCUUUGGCCCAGGAGGGGAAAGAGCCCACUCUGGAUAACCCGUCCGCCACUGACGAACUGGACACGCCCACCUCCGUCGCCUCCGUGAUGACCUCGACCAAUGAGAGCUCCUGUGAGACCGACACCCCGCACCAGACGGACACUGAGGAGUCCAAGGCUGUGGAACAAGAGGGUGAACAGGCCCUGAGUGAGAGCCAAGAAUCAUCAGACACACAACUGGAGAACUUCCAGACCUCACCUGAUCUCACGUCGACCCCAGUGGUUAAAGAGAACGCUCCAGCUGAGCCACCCACUCCUGCAGCAAACACCGAACCCACUGAGUCCGUCACACCGAUCGCAACGACCUGCGGCGCCGCCACAGCACCUCCACAGCCUCAGGCGGUCCUGCCACCCGGGGAGCCCCAGUCGGUGAAUCCAGACAGCCAGGGCCGACAGUACACCCUUCCUGAUGCAUACAGAGGCAUCGGGGGCGACAUGUGCGCAGGGUACGGCAGCCUAUCCCGCGCCACCCUCCACGGCUACUGGCCGGCCAAGAACUUCCAGCCUGGGGCCCACUACACCCUCCCCUUCCUCCGGGACAGCUACGCCCCUGCUGCACUCAGCGGCCAGGCAGAGGAGGAGGGCGGCGGCGAGCGAGGAGGGAAUCCCCUGGACAUGAAGACUGACCACCCGACCCCCGGUUAUCCGACACUGGGGGGGAUCCCCCAGUUCAGGCCGAUUACAACCAUGGAGCUCCUCAGAGAGCCCUCGAGAACCAGAGGUGGCUACGACGACGCCUUCAUGGCCCAGCUAGAGGGGAACCUGAAUCCCUUCUUCCAGGCCAUGUGCCGAGCACAGACCCUGCAGUUCCCCCACAAGCGCAGCAGCAUGGUCAGCCUGGACAGCAUCCGCAGAGACCCACGCUGGAGGGACCCCAACCUGCACGAGGUCAUCUCCAUGCUCAGCCACCCGAUGGACCCGGUCAAGUCCAACGCGGCCGCUUAUUUGCAGCACCUGUGUUAUGAGAACGACCGCAUCAAGCAGGACGUCCGCCAGCUGAACGGCGUGCCGAUCCUGGUGGAACUGCUGGACCACCCGAAACCUGAAGUCCACCGUAAGGCCUGCGGGGCUUUGCGCAACAUUUCCUUUGGGAAAGACCAUAAUAACAAAAUGGCCAUCAAGAGCUGUGAUGGCAUACCAGCUUUGGUCAGACUGCUGAGGAAGACCAGCAGCAUGGAGGUCAAAGAGCUGGUCACAGGCACUUUGUGGAACCUCUCCUCACACGAGCCAAUGAAGAUGAUGGUGAUCAACCAAGGCCUUCAAACUCUGACCGACGAAAUCAUCAUCCCACACUCGGGCUGGAGGAGAGACUCGGCCGAUCCCUCCAAAAUGCACAGCGCUGAUUGGACCACAGUCUUCAAGAACACCUCUGGAUGUCUGAGGAACGUCAGCUCAGACGGGGCGGAGGCUCGACAGAGGUUGAGGGAUUGUCAGGGGCUGGUGGACGCGCUGCUUCAUGCCCUGCAGUCAGCUGUUCUCAACAAGGAUACUGACAAUAAGUCGGUGGAGAACUGCGUCUGCAUUCUGCGCAACCUCUCGUAUCACGUUCACAAAGAGAUACCAGGAGCCGAGCGAUUCCAGGAGCCCCACUCAAGUCUGAUGAGGUCGGUCGGGCAGCAGAAGAAGAAGAACGAGCCUGACUGUUUGGGCGGGAAAAGGCCCAAAGAGGAGUGGUUCAAUCAAGGUUGGAAAAACGGAUUUAUGGACAGAAAGUACGGUACAUUGGAUUUACCAAAACGUACAGAUCAAAUGAAAGGGUUGGAGCUGCUGUACCAGCCGGAGGUGCUGAGGCUCUACCUCUCUCUUCUCACCUGCAGUCACAACAACAACACCCUGGAGGCGGCUGCAGGAGCAGUGCAGAACCUGGCUGCGGGACAUUGGGCUUGGUCCAGCUACAUCCGGGCCACGGUGCGAAAAGAGAAAGGGCUGCCCAUCCUGGUGGAGCUGCUGCGCUCCGAUGUGGACAAAGUGGUGCGAGCGGUGGCCAUUGCUCUCCGCAACCUGGCCAUGGACAGGAGGAAUAAAGACCUCAUAGGGAACUACGCUCUGAGGGACCUUGUCGGCAAUCUUCCUUGUGGGCAGCAGCACCCGGCGAAGAAUCUGGAGGGAGAUACGGUGGUCUCCAUUCUGAACACUAUCCAUGAGAUCAUCACAGAUAGCCCCGAGAACGCCAGAGCGCUCAUACAGGGCCAUGCUGUGCAGAAGCUGGUGGCCAUCAACAAGUCCAGCCAAUCAGCACGGGAGACCAAGGCAGCGUCCCAUGUGCUGCAGACCAUAUGGGCCUACAAGGACCUGAGGAACACCUUAAUCAAGGCCGGCUGGAACAAGAGCCACUUUAAGCCAACGACCACAGGAACGACUAAAAAGUCCAAGAGUGCAAAGCAAGGCGGCGAUGACAUCACUUUGCCUCUCAUGGACAAAAACCAAGAUGUAUAUUCCAGUUUGGAGCAAAACGACAGAGUUGGAGAGGGGAAAGGAGCUGUUGUGGAAAGAGAUGCUCUACAGGCCACAAGUGAAAGGAAACACUUCAUCAGAGCUGGCAGACCUGCGGUGGGCCUCAUGGAUAACAAGCCUCCACCGCUGGACUCCUGGGUGUAA